Messenger RNA from Beauveria bassiana ARSEF 2860, 1200 nucleotides. RefSeq names its product zinc transporter 1. Gene Ontology annotation, biological process: intracellular zinc ion homeostasis; zinc ion transmembrane transport. The record is from RefSeq and is a predicted model, not a curated record. Gene Ontology annotation, cellular component: membrane. NCBI's taxonomy places the organism in Eukaryota, Fungi, Ascomycota, Sordariomycetes, Hypocreales, Cordycipitaceae. The coding region runs from base 1 to 1200 and encodes 399 amino acids. Gene Ontology annotation, molecular function: zinc ion transmembrane transporter activity. The transcript is spliced from 9 exons.
AUGGGUCGAUUUCGCUUCGAUCGCCGCAACCGCCUCGUUGCGACUAUUGCAAUUUCGUUGGCAUUUUUCGUCGCUGAGAUUGCAGCUGGCUUUUACACGCAUUCUCUUGCGCUGAUUGCUGAUGCCUUCCAUUAUCUGAGCGAUCUGCUAGGCUUCGUUGUGGCUUUAGCAGCCCUACAGGUGUCUGAAGGCUCAACUCCGGCGCCGCCAGGCUAUACAUUUGGGUGGCAACGAGCUACCCUCUUGGGUGCCUUUUUCAACGGCGUGUUUCUGCUAGCACUCGGAAUCAGCAUUCUGGUUCAAGCCAUCGAGCGGUUCAUCAACAUCUCCCCAAUCGAGGAUCCAAAACUUGUCCUCAUCAUUGGAUCUGUUGGGCUCGCACUGAAUGUGCUAGUAAUGUCAUUUUUGCACGAGCACGAUCACGACCAUGGCCACGGACACAAUCCCGAAAAUGUACACAGCCACAGCCACAGCCAUCACAAUGAUAAAGAACCCCAGACACAGGUAUCUGAAGAGGCUAUCGAGUCCAACGUUCCUUCAAUUACUAGUCAUGUGGAACACAAGCACAGUGUCCAAAUGGCUGCUGCGGCGCACAGCCACAGAGACCUCGGCAUGAUGGGCGCAUUCCUUCAUGUUGUUGGCGACGCGAUAAACAAUGUUGGCGUCAUAAUUUCGGCGUUGAUUAUUUGGAGAGUGGAAGGAGAAAAGAAGUACUACGCCGAUCCAGCCAUUGGAGUUUUCAUCGCCAUUAUGAUAUUUUUCACUGCGAUACCGUUGACCAAGAAAGCUGGGCGUAUUUUGAUGCAGACUGCGCCCGAGGAGAUCGACAUCAAGGAUAUCAAGGAGGAUAUCGAAAUGAUACCCGGCGUUGACUCUGUCCAUGAGCUGCACAUAUGGAAGCUCGACCAAAGAAAGUCGAUUGCAUCGGCACACAUUGUGGUAAACAAUGGCUUCAGUGGAAAGUGGCUUGUCACCGCCAAGACCAUUUUGGAGUGCUUCCAUGCGUACGGCAUACACUCCGUGACACUGCAACCCGAGACUACACCACCCCCCAGGCCGACUGUGGAAAGCCCAGUAGGGGGAUCGGAGAGGCCUCCAGCCAAUAUUCUGGCCGCUUCAGGAGGCGGAUUCGAACACGUGGCGCUUCUCGAGACUCUGUAUAGGCGUGACGAGGUCAGAAAAUUUUCAACGACGUAUUAA